Aedes aegypti (yellow fever mosquito) is the source of this 1698-nucleotide messenger RNA. Its product is annotated as apolipoprotein D. The transcript is spliced from 3 exons. Lineage: Eukaryota; Metazoa; Arthropoda; Insecta; Diptera; Culicidae. The coding region runs from base 550 to 1173 and encodes 207 amino acids. The record is from RefSeq and is a predicted model, not a curated record. Gene Ontology annotation, molecular function: pigment binding.
GAAAAUCUAGGUUUGUCUACGAUUCCUCCCACCUUAAUGCUUGUCUAACUCCAAGAACACACCACGAUGUCAGUACCAAUCGCUCCACGGGUCGCAAUUUUCUCACCGCAAAAAUGACGCAAAUCUCUGAAAGCUUUCACAUUUCAACCGUAGAACUAUCCAGAGAGGCUAUGAGUAAUUAAUUCUAGUUGUGCGCAAUAUAUCGUUCGUACCGGGUAGAGCGGCACUCUACUCUCACUUUGCUCAUAUAUUUUGAAGGUGUCAUUACCGCCAAAUUAGCAACGCAAAAAAAAAUCAAAUUCCAGCUCGAUUGGAACCGGCCGAAACCAUCUGACUAGUCAUCGCAGUGGCAAGAAUAAACGAACAAGUUCCGAAAAAUAUCUCCAUUUUCAUUGCGUUUGUGCUUUGAGUAGCACGUGCCAUCUUGAAGACCGGAUAAUCGCUGUGAAACGCCAUAAGACCGUGUAUAUAUGAUCUCGAGUUAUUCGCGAUCGAUCAUUAAGUUUACUGCGCUUGAAACGUCUACAGACAAGUGUUACGUCACGAAAAAUGCGAUUCAUUUACCGACUUGAGUUGUUGAUCGCGGCAGUGCUGUGCUUAGCUUUCGUGAUAGAAGCCCUAAUUAUAUCCUCUGGAACUUGUCCAAAGCGACCAGUCGUCCGAAACUUCAAUGUGUCCCGGUACACGGGAUUGUGGUACGAAAUCAGUCGCUACGAACAACCAUUCCAACUGGGUGGAGAAUGCGUCACGGCCCAGUAUUCGUUGAACAAAGACGGAACAGUGCGAGUGUUCAACAGUAUGCUGAUUCCACCGAAUGAUGUUCGUUCUUCCAUAGUAGGGCGGGCCGUGGUGAGUUAUCCGAACAAGGAUCCCGUACCGGCAAAGCUAAUUGUUACGUUCAAUGGUGUUCCGGUGGCAUCGAACUACUGGGUGUUGGAUACGGACUAUGAUAAUUUUUCCGUCGUAUGGAGUUGUUUCCAGAUCGGAGGAAUCAUACAUACUCAAGGUGCGUGGAUUCUGUCGCGAGAGCCAGAGCUGAGCGAUUCAAUUAAGCACCGAGUUCAGGAGGCCAUUGACAGAUAUCUAGAGGAAAGCCACCUUCGGAAGACGAAUCAUAACUACGAAUUAUGCUGUUCAAGCCAACCGGACAUUCAAUCUUAUCCAGAAUGCUGAAAAAAAGGAAUUACACAGCAAAACCGGCAAAUAAUUGCCAUAUAUGAGGAUGAUGAAACGUUAUGAUAAUCAUCAUAUUGCGGGGCAACAGUGGGUUGCAGAUUUGAAUACCCAAGCCAUCUUCACAGCACUUACAUCCCUAUCUUGAUGCGAGAUGUUUCUAAUCUCGGUAUCUUCGAUUCACUUAUUCCCACUGGUUCAUGGAAUAAUUUCUCCGAAUACUUCGAACUGUUUUAAGACCAGUGUGUAAUUUUAUCACACUUUGUUUGCACUUUACAUCAGUCCAAUUGGGAAAAAGUUCGCAAUAAGGAAUUAUUGAAAAAAAAAAAAUGUUCUAAGGGGUAAACAUUUUGUCCAAAUUUCUGGGAACGUACUGUAUUGUUUAAAAUUACGUAACGUACAAUGUGUUUAUCUGUACAUUCGUAGUCGUGUGAAUAAAGGUUACUUAACACAUUAUGAUUAAAGUAGCUUUAAGUAAAAAAAUAUAAAUGAGUGCCAUGACCUGUAAAUAUCGAACAAACCGAA